ACGGUGUGCAGCAGCGUCCGCUCGGUGAGGUGGGGAAAAAAAAUGACAGAGCACUCUGGAUAAAUGGCGAAUUUUAGGAUGAAAUUUUGCCGGCACUGGCUGCUUUUUGUUUUAUUUCUUCCUUUAUCAAGUGUUUUAUGUUUCAGUGAGCUGUCCUUCAUCACAGAGCCCAGUGAUGUUACUGUGUUACCAAAGGACCCUGCUGUAUUGGACUGCCAGGCCCAUGGGCAGCCUCCAGUCACCAUCAAGUGGCUAAAGAAUGGGGUUAAGCUGGCAGAAAGUGAACACAUACAGUUUCUGCCAAACGGCUCCUUGUACAUACCAAAGAUAAAGCAUACCAAGGAGGAUUCAGAUGAAGGUUUCUACCAGUGCCUCUCCCAAAACAAGUAUGGAGCUAUCUUAAGCCAAAGAUCACGUCUGACUAUCGCAAGUAUCUCAGAGUUUGUGUUGCAUCCUGUGCCUAUCGUGGUGACUGUGGGCUCUGUGGCACGAUUCUCCUGUGCAGUCAUCUCCAGCCCCCCUGCCACUAUCACCUGGGAGCUCAACCAAAGCACACUGUCACAGACAGACAGAAUAACUGUUUUGCCAAAUGGAGUUCUUCAGAUUCACAAUGUGCAACUGGAAGAUGCCGGGGACUAUCAAUGUGUGGCAACUAAUGUCGCUAGCCGGUUAAAGAGUCGCGAGGCCACACUGACAGUUAACCGAGAUGCAGGGCCUACACUACGACAGAGACCCAAGAUCAUUGCUGGACCUCAAAAUGUGACGGUUGCACUUCACCAAACUGUGGUGCUGGAGUGUGCGGCCACAGGCAAUCCCAGACCCAUCAUCUCCUGGAGCCGUGCGGACACUAAACCUAUUGACGUGUACAAUGCCAAAGUGCUGGGCAAUGGAAACCUGGUUAUUACGGAUGUCAGUACCAAGCACAGCGGAGUCUACCUUUGCAGGGCCACAACCCCUGGAACCCGCAACCACACCACUGCUGCAGCCAAUCUCACAGUAUUGGUGCCGCCAACCAUAGUUGAGAAGCCUGAGAGCCAGACCCGUCCAAGAGCAGGCACUGCCCGAUUUAUGUGCCAAGCAGAGGGAGUGCCCCUGCCUCGCAUCAGCUGGCUGAAGAAUGGAGAACAAGUUCACUUAAAUGGAAGGAUUAAGCUGUACAACAGUAAACUGGUGAUUACGCAGAUCAUCCCUGAGGAUGAUGCCAUCUAUCAGUGCAUGGCAGAGAAUGAACAGGGUUCUGUGCUCUCCUUGGCUCGCCUCAUUGUUGUCAUGUCAGAGGACAGGCCCAGUGCACCGAGAAAUAUCCAUGCUGAAACCAUCUCAAGCUCUGCUAUCUUAUUGGCCUGGGAGAGACCUCUGUACAAUGCAGACAAAGUCAUUGCCUACUCGAUUCAUUAUAUGAAGGCUGAAGGUCUAAACAAUGAAGAAUACCAAGUUGUUAUUGGCAACGACACCACCAGUUAUAUUGUCGAUGACCUGGAGCCCGCUCGAAACUACAGCUUUUACAUUGUGGCUUAUAUGCCGCUGGGAGCCAGUCGUAUGUCAGACCAAGUCAGUCAGCAUACCCUGGAGGACGUGCCUCUUCGUACCCCUGAGCUGAGUCUGACCAGCCAGAGUGCAACAGACAUCCAGGUGAGCUGGCAGCCACUGCCAGCCAAGGUGAGCCGUGGUCGUGUGGCUGCAUACAGACUCUCUUAUCGCACAGCUGCAGACAGCGCUGUCACAUCUGUAGAGCUACUGCAGAACAGCACUGAAUACCUCCUGGAGGGCCUGCAGCCCGACACAAUCUACCUGCUCCGCAUGGCCGCAGCUACCCGAGUGGGCUGGUGUGAGCCGUCAGCGUGGACUUCACACCGUACACCUAAGACCUCCAGCAACAAAGUGCCUUCAGCCCCUUUUCUUCAACUUGAGGCCUUAAACUGCACCUCUAUUGUGGCACGUUGGCAGAGCUCCCCAGAAUCUGUGGCUGUUCAGGGCUAUCGGCUGUGUUACCACGAGGAAGGACAACCAGAGCAGCCCAACAUCCAGCUGCAGGCUCAAACUAAUGCGUACACGAUCGGUGGCCUUGAUCCGCGGAGAAAGUAUCACGUGAAGAUUCUGGCUGUCAGUAAAGUUGGAGAUGGUUAUCAGAGAGACCAAACCAUUAGUACCCCAGGAUGUGUGUCAGCUAGAGACCAACUUGCAGCAGCUCCUCCGCCUCCAAAUCAAGUUACUGUUUUGGAUGGUAAUUCAUCUGCAGUGUCCCUGCGCUGGAGUCAUCUUCCUUUCCCCUCUGGAAAUGCUGUCAGUUAUACAGUCCGCUGUACACCUGUGGGCACUCAUAAUGUCUUUGCCAUACGUUACCUGCAAACUACGAAGCAAAGUGUGACAGUUCAGAAGUUGGAUCCAAACACUCGUUAUGAGUUUGUGGUACGUCUUCAUGUGGACCAGAUGUCGAGUCCCUGGAGUUCUGUAGUUUACCAUCAGACACUCCCUGCAGCACCAAGCCAACCACCUGCAGGAGUCCGAGUAACUCUGAUUGAGGAAGACACCGCUCUGGUGUCCUGGAGGGAGCCCGCUGAGUCCAACGUGGUGAUUACAUCCUACACCAUCCUGUACGCUUCACGAAAAGACUGGAUGUCUGGACUCUGGCAAAAAAUCAAGAGGGAGGGUAGUCAUACGAUGGCCCUUCUGGAGAAGCUGGAGCCAGGAAAUGUCUAUAUUGUGAAAAUAUCUGCUUCCAAUGAGGUGGGUGACGGCCCUUUCUCUGAGAUCGUGGAGCUGGCACCGAAGCGUGGAAACGUCCACCGAAACAAGAAUCCCAGGCACUCUGACUGGCUUCCAGAUACAACAGUGUUCUCUGAUGGUCUCUACCACAUAGACCAGAGGUCUAUGACAGGGAUCAUCGUUGGCGUGAGCAUUGCUUUGGCCUGUAUUGUUACAUGUGCUUUGAUCCUGAUCAGUAAGGGAAAACCAAGAAAAUCCUCCAGUCAUAAAGUCAUUGCUGUAGGAGGUCCUGAAGGUCCACGUGCUGGUUUGGCCAGUGAACGCCAUACGGCAAACGUUGAGGCUCUUAUUCCAAUGAUGAGUGAUCACUUCGUAGAUACUAAGGGUGGAUCUAAUAUCAUCAUACGUGGUACUGGUCCAGUCAGCAGCAAGAAGUGGCUGCUUUUCAAGAGAGAAAUCAGAAAUCCAUCUGACAGUGAUAUUGAAACCAGAGCCAGCUUGUAUGAGGCUGGCAAAACUGUUCUGAGAUAUGAGGACCAUCCAGGCUCAGCGCCCCUGCCACCUUCAUCACGGGAGAUCAUCUACGGACCACUUUGCUCAGAGAGCUCUCACACUAGUGAGGGCAGCCAAGAGACAGGGGACUCUGGACACUACUCCAAUGAAGAAAGCAACGAAGAGAUGAGCAGCCCAUCAAGCAGCCAAAGCUCCAGGCCUGAGUCUUUUGGGCCAGAUGACGAUACCACAGUCGUGGCGCUGAAGCACUGUUUUGAAGUGGAAAAGGAGGUUGAUGCUUCCUGGCUCCGCAGCACCUCGGGGGACUCUCAACCGGCCUCACACACUUCUCAAGCAGCCAGCUCCUAACAUCAUCUGGCCUGCGUCCGCUCUGCCAACAGCCGAAGUCACGCCACUUCUACCUCGUCCGCUUCCUGAGUGGGAGCCCCUUGGGUAUCUCCUGAGAAACAAGGGAUCAGGAAUCCUGCUGCUGCAAAGGAAGAUGUGUGCAUUUGCUUCGGACUUUCCUCAGGAGUUUGUAUGAACAUUUUUAUUUCCUUUUUUUAAAAAAAAAAACCCCAACUUUCUACCUGUUUUUCUGUGUUUGGCAUCGUCUGUCCUAAACCAAAACUCACCCAUGAUGAAUGUCAAAAAAGAAUGUCAGAAAUGUACUGCGGUGCAUUUUCAUUAUAUUUAACUACUUUCCACUGGAGCGGAGGGUGUAGUUGAGCCUUUUUAGACUGAUUAUCUACCUCAGUGUUCUAUUCUUUAAAUACAUUACUACCUCCUUUUUUUUUUUUUUCUUUUUUUUUUAAACCACCUAUUGUGCAGUAUUAUCAGACUCAGGGCACAAAGUGAAAACACUUAAUUGCCACAACUUGUGAUCUGUGUUCAGACAUUAUUGCCUAGUUUCUAUUUUCAUGGUUGAAAGGGCUUUUGUUUCAUAUUGUUUGUCUUUGAAUGAUGUAUGUUGGAAAGAUGACAAGUGCAUUAGUUUGUCAAACUGUGUAGAGCUUUAACAAACAGUAAUGUUUGGCCUUAACAGUGCACUGAAUUUCUAGCUUUAACAAUGCCUUAACUUCAAAGGGCUUUGCGUACUUUAGAUGACGAGAUCCAAAGACGGGAAUAAUUAUAUCCAAAGAGUUUUUGAUAAUACAGAAAAUAUUCUAAGGCAACCAAAAACUUAGAUUUACAUUAAGGGUGCAUUUGCCCAAAUUUUGUUUGUGCCAGUGAUGUAAGUUUCCCUUAGAACGCUGAUUUUUCUCGGUGUGAAUUUAUUCUGGUGAAAGCUUUAGCACGAGUCUCCUAGGCUUGUGUUUCAUUUGCCUUCUAGACCAUUGCUGAGUGCAGCGGUGAUGCCGAUGCUAUUAUCCAAAGAGUUGUCUGCUUCCUCAAAUGGGUACAGCUUUUCUUAAUUCAGUUGAACGUUGGUAUGAAAAUAUUGAUCCCAAGACCAAAAAUUCAUCCUCCCAGUGAUGGAUGAUUUUUUUUUUUUUUCCCAAAGAAUCGUCUAUCAUGUCUCACAAAUACUGCUGUAUGGGAAAGCCUUCUUUCUCUCUCCAUAAUGUUUCCUGUCCAGGUGCGACAAUGAAGGAUUCUGACUAUCAUAAUGGAAACCCUAUGUGUGAAGAGCAACAUAAUCAAUCCUUUUAUACCUUUGUAAAACAAAUAAUGCUAACCAAAGAAUAUUGAUAUGUUAAGUAGUUUUCUUUGGUUUUCGUCUAUAUUAUAUUCAUUAUUUGCAUUUAAAUGCGAUAUGAUUUCCAAUGGGUUUGGAUACUAGAAAGGCAUUUAGACAUGGUUAUUUUAAUUUUUUUUAAGCUUGAGAUGUCAAAAACUGUGCUUAUCACCAUUUAAAUUUUUUUUUUUUUUUUUUUUACCUGAGUAAUACUUUUAAAAAAUAGUUUAGAUGACCAUUUUAGAAUGAUGUAAACAAAAACAUUUCCCAAUUUUAAUGACAUUUUGCAAAAAUAGUCCAUUUAAGGUUUGUCUGUGAAAUGCUUUAGUAUGGAAGGUUGAUUUGAAAGCCACUGAUAAUUUUGCAGUCCUCGCUCAGGUUCCAAGUGUAGAUUUUAGGGUGUAGAUAUAUUUGUUAUUAUUUAUGUUGUUUUUUUUUUUAUAUAUAUAUAUUUUUGCUUUGAAUACCAAAUUACAUGUAUGAUCCAA
Molecule: messenger RNA, 5364 nt
Organism: Archocentrus centrarchus (flier cichlid)
Lineage: Eukaryota; Metazoa; Chordata; Actinopteri; Cichliformes; Cichlidae
Product: protogenin B-like
Exons: 19
Coding region: 64-3567 (1167 amino acids)
Biological process (GO): cell-cell adhesion
Molecular function (GO): protein binding
Source: RefSeq, a predicted model, not a curated record